This is a messenger RNA of Sporisorium graminicola, 1620 nucleotides long. RefSeq lists its product as uncharacterized. The transcript has a single exon. Gene Ontology annotation, molecular function: snoRNA binding. The record is from RefSeq and is a predicted model, not a curated record. The coding region runs from base 1 to 1620 and encodes 539 amino acids. NCBI's taxonomy places the organism in Eukaryota, Fungi, Basidiomycota, Ustilaginomycetes, Ustilaginales, Ustilaginaceae. Gene Ontology annotation, biological process: rRNA processing. Gene Ontology annotation, cellular component: cytoplasm; nucleolus; preribosome, small subunit precursor.
AUGCCCCGAAUCCCCACCGCCAAGCUCGCCAAAAAGGGCGCCGGCUCUCAACGUCACAAUCCACUUCCACAACAGCUGCAGGAAGAUCAGCUCACAUCCAAAUUUGGCCUCGUCUCUGCUCCUGGAAGAAGGUCCAAAAAGGCGGCAGCCAAGCCCCAAUCCGCAUCGGACGAUGAGGAGGACCAGAGGCAGUACGCCGCCCCCAAAGGCAUGGUCGUCGGAGGAACAGCAGGUGGAAGCAACAAGGAGAAAAAGUACAUCGACCCAAAGUUGUCCAGAAACAUUCUUCGACUCGCACGUCAACAGCAGGAAGAGAUCGAGCGAGAGGAACUCGAGCUUCAGAACCCUUCUUCCGCGACAACGGCGGCGGAUGCGUCCACCUCUGCCUCCAACGGUAUGACGCCACGCGACGGUCCAAGAGCUUCUUCGUCGGCGUCAGCCAUGCCCGACGACUCUGACGACGAAGAGGCGGACCUCGAUGACUUGGGAGAGCUGGAUGACGAUGAGGCAGAGAUGGGUGCAAAUGGCUGGAACUCGUACGACGCCAAUCUCGAGAUCGACCCCUCAGACCGGGCGCUUCUCGACAAGUUCGAGGCAGAGCACCGAGGUGACGAUGUCGAUGACGCCGAGCACGAUGCUGCGAUGGGUGGCGCAGCAGGUUUCGGCGGCCGAGGUAACAAGACGCUCGCCGACCUCAUUAUGGAAAAAAUCGAAGCAGCCGAAGCAGCAGGCGAUGGCCCCUCCCAGCAAGAGCUCGAAGAGCGAAGGAUGCCACCGGGCAUCAACCCCAAAGUGAUCGAAGUGUACCGCAAAGUGGGCGAGCUUCUCUCCCGCUACAAAUCAGGGCCCCUCCCCAAAGCUUUCAAGAUUGUACCUUCGCUGCCCGCGUGGGAGUCGAUUCUGUACAUCACCGACCCAGCCUCCUGGACACCGCAUGCCACCCUCGCUGCCGUCCGCAUCUUUGUUUCCACCAUGAAGGCCGACCAGAUGCAGCGCUUUUACGAGCUCGUCCUGCUCGACAAGGUGCGCGACGAAAUCCAGGACGAUGGCAAAGUGUCCUACCAGACGUACGAGGCUAUGAAAAAAGCCAUCUACAAACCCGCCGCCUUCUUCAAAGGCUUCCUCUUCCCCAUGUGCGAAUCGGGUACGCUUACGCUCAAGGAAGCCGCCAUCGUCUCGUCGGUCCUGGCCAAGGUCUCGAUUCCCGUGUUGCACUCGGCGGCCGCGCUACUGCGCUUGGCAGAGAUGGAGUACUCGGGUCCCACGUCGCUUUUCAUUCGUGUGCUGCUCGACAAGAAGUACGCUCUGCCCUACAAGGUCGUCGACUCGCUCGUGUUCCACUACCUGCGCUUCGCAGAGCCCAACUCUGGUGUGGAGCUGGACAAGAUCACGCGCGAGAGGAGGAUGCCCGUACUGUGGCACCAGAGCAUGCUCGUGUUUGCCCAGAGGUACAAGCAGGACUUGACGCCCGAUCAGAAGUCUGCGCUGCUCGACUUGUUGCGUGUUCAGAAGCACGAAGGCAUCUCACCCGAGGUCAGAAGGGAGUUGCUCACGGCCACAGCGAGAGGCGAGAUGCUCGAAGAGCCCGUCGAUGAAGACGAUGAUAUGAUGUCGGUCUGA